UAAAUGUUUUAUGCCAUGACGAAAUACGCAACUAAGCCUUCUAGUAAGAUUGAAACUAUGGCCGGUUCAGUGGAAGAAGCCCGUCGAGUGAGAAGACAGAGAUUGCUUCGCUUUUCAGAAGAACGAUUCAAGAAGAUUCUGCAGAGCGAUAACGAUUUUGACAACAACUCGGACACCGGUGAACUGAGUCAAAGCCCUCUACAAGCAGAAGAUGACUCUAAUGCUGACCCUUCAGAAUGUCAGUCUGCUGAAGAUAUUGGUAUUGGACUGAGGCACCGUACUGAAGGAACCAGUUCCCGGUCAGUUUCGAAAGAGCUCACUCCCGAAGCAAGUUUACCAAAAACAGAGAAAACCUACACUCACAAAACGGUAAAGACAAACGAUGCAUUUGCCGAGAGUAAAUUUCCUGGAAUCACAUCUGGUGGUUCGGCAACCGGCUCACAGAGAGGAACGUCUUCUCCCUCAUCUUCCAAUACCACAUCGGCUACAUCGUCGGCAUACGGUGGCAAUCGUUUCCCUCCUGGAAACGCCUCUAAAGCCACACUAUCUUUGCUCCAUUUCGACUUCGCUCGUUUGGUCAGUUGUAUGAUACUUGCCUUCAUCACUCGCAAGAUCCUUAAUUCCUCUUGGAGUUUAUUCUUUGCUGAGUCUAUCAUCGUGCCCUUUACUUUGCUACAGUUUGGAUUCUACACAUUUCUGCCCAGAUUCUGUAAGGCCGUUGUUUUACCCAAGAGAGGAUCUCUGAUAGACAGUGGCCUCGCUCUCUGCGGUGUGGAUCGAAGCUUCAUUGACACUUACCAACGUCUAAUUGCCUACACAACAUCAAUUGCAGAAGACUUUGCUGUCUACAUGUUUACUUUCUUCCUUGUAGACAGCAUAAUUGGUUAGGCAGAUGCUGCCAUUCUCAUCAUUAUCAUCAUCAUCAUUAUCAUUUCAAUUAUUAUAAUUAUUAAUAAUAAUAAUA
Messenger RNA from Octopus sinensis (East Asian common octopus), 964 nucleotides. RefSeq lists its product as uncharacterized. The transcript has 4 exons. NCBI's taxonomy places the organism in Eukaryota, Metazoa, Mollusca, Cephalopoda, Octopoda, Octopodidae. The coding region runs from base 4 to 888 and encodes 294 amino acids. Gene Ontology annotation, biological process: tail-anchored membrane protein insertion into ER membrane. The record is from RefSeq and is a predicted model, not a curated record. Gene Ontology annotation, cellular component: GET complex.